AUGCCGAUACCGUCCAUAUCAAGCACUCACAAACAACAGCAUAACCCAUUGGCGCCCAGGCCUUCUAGUAGUGACACGCAGACCAUGAAUCUCUCCCUGUACACUAUAACCGCGUUCAUCGUCCUCGACACCGAAGGGCACCGCGUUCUCGCAAAAUACUACCGCCCAAAGAGCCAUCCGCAAGGCGAGCCCAAGGGUCUCUCGACGCUCAAAGAACAAAAAGCCUUCGAGAAGGGGCUAUGGCAGAAGACCAAGAAACCCGGAGGCGAUAUUAUCCUGUAUGACGGGCAUCUCGCGGUGUACCGGCACUCAUUGGAUCUAAUACUAUAUUUCAUUGCUGGACCUUCGGAGAACGAGCUUAUGAUCUCGUCUGCGCUUUCGGCGCUCACGGACGCUCUGCAAAUGCUGCUGAGGAACCAACUGGAGAAGCGGGGAGUGCUGGAGAACUUGGAUCUCGUGUUGCUUUGCCUUGACGAAACGAUUGAUGACGGUAUUAUCGUCGACACCGAUGCUACGGCAAUAGCGUCCCGCGUCAGCCGUCCGAGACCCGACACAACGGAGAUCAUUAUCAACGAGCAAACCAUAAUGAAUGCGUACCAGACGGUGAAGGAGAAAAUGCAGCAAAGGAUGGGCCAGUUGUAG
Molecule: messenger RNA, 642 nt
Organism: Pleurotus ostreatus (oyster mushroom)
Lineage: Eukaryota; Fungi; Basidiomycota; Agaricomycetes; Agaricales; Pleurotaceae
Gene: RET3
Product: Golgi-to-ER vesicle coat component
Exons: 3
Coding region: 1-642 (213 amino acids)
Biological process (GO): intra-Golgi vesicle-mediated transport; intracellular protein transport; retrograde vesicle-mediated transport, Golgi to endoplasmic reticulum
Cellular component (GO): COPI vesicle coat
Source: RefSeq, a predicted model, not a curated record